CCGGGGGGUCCUGCCAAGUGAGGCGGGCUACUGAAGGCGAGUGUGUCAGUUGCUGUGCCCGCGGGCUCAGUGCUCGGAUGCAAGCCGCCUCUUUUUUGCCGUUAUCCUCAUUCUUCUCCCGCCGCGACUACAGGGCCUUGAGCACCCAAGUGUGUAUCUGUCCGCAGGUUCGGGGAGGGCCAUGGAGGUGCGGCCGCCCGCGCCACGGAGCUUUCCCAGCAGGGCGCUAGGUCUUUUCCCUCGCGUCUUUGCCGCGCAAGCUGUGGCCGCCGAUUCGGAGCCCCUGGCGGAGAAGAAGCUACCUUCCUACGUCCCCGAACGGCACCUCCCGGAAUCCGGAUGGGAACGCCUCCGGCAGCUGUUUGUCAAAGAUGAACAGCAGAGAACAUCAGAAGAACUUCAGAAUAUUUACAGGGCAGCAGUUUCAGCAGGCAUCAUUGGCUGGGCAUAUGGGGGAAUACCAGCUUUUAUUCAUGCUAAACAGCGCUACGUUGAGCAGAGCCAAGCACAAGUUUAUCAUAACCAGCUUGAUGCUGUGCAAUCUGCACAUCAGGCUGCCACACGCGGCUUCAUCCGGUAUGGCUGGCGCUGGAGUUGGAGAACUGCAGUGUUUGUUACCAUAUUCAACUCUGUGAACACUGGUCUAAAUGUGUACCGAAAUAAAAAUACCCUAAGCCAUUUUGUCAUUGCAGGAGCUGUCACAGGAAGUCUUUUUAGAAUAAACUUAGGCCUGCGUGGCCUGGUUGCUGGUGGCAUAAUUGGAGCCUUGCUAGGCACUCCUGUAGGAGGCCUGUUAAUGGUGCUUCAGAAGUACUAUGGUGAGACUCUUCAAGAAAAAAAACAGAAAGAUCUGAUAGCACUUCAUGAGCAGAAACGGCAAGAAUGGGAAGCCAGACUACAAUUUACAGAAAUACUUCCUGAAAAAAUUGAAAGUGACUUACAGAAAGAUCAAUCCAAGGAUGAUGUUAAGAAAAUUGAAGCCCUGCUAAAUCUUCCUAGGAACACUUCAUCAACAGAUAAACAAGACAAGAACUGAAAAUGUUCUGGACAUUUGAAACUUUUGUCAGAGUUGAAGGGGCAUUUGUGGCCCUAUCAUGGAUGUCAGUAGUCAGCUGACAAAUGUACGUGCUGGUGUUUGAGGUGGUAUUGAUUUGCUCUUAUUUUUUGUUUUAAACCAAGAUUUGGGCUGUUGUACUUUCACUUUCCUUCUCCAUUGACACAUUUGACAUUAUAUCUAUAUUGAUCCAUCAAUAUAUAUUGUUCCCCUUGGAUUUUAAAACAGUAAAUGUAAAGCCCCAAAUGGUUAAAGUUGAAUUUUACAAGUUGUAUAUUUAUUCUUGUAACCUUUAAAAGAGUACUCUAGGAAAAACUAGGAGGAGAAGCAGGUACAGGAAAUAGUCUAUGAAGCCCCAUGGGCCCUGAGUCCUGGAAACACUGUGGGUCUAAUGUGUUACAAUGUUUAGUUUUGUUUUAAUAAAAAUCAAAGGUGACCUCUGUGUCAUUUGCAAUAAAAUAAAAAUUUAAGAAACAGGACGUAAUCUUUAGAGACAUCCAGAUUUUGUUUCCUUCUUAGUAUUGCUGAGGAAGUCUGUCAUGAUGCGCUGUAAAAUUACUUAACCUAGAGGCACAAUCUCUAGUCUCCAAGGAGCUUGCUGCCUUAUAAGGAAGUCUUCCCACAGAUUGUAACUUUUACUGGAUGAGGAGGUUGAGGGUGAAGGCAGGAAAUUACAAAGUACACUGAAGGGAAAAAACUUCUAUGGCUUAGUUUUGGUUUUAGAACUACUAUGAAAACACUGCUGUUCCAUAGAAGCAAGAUAUAUGAAACAGCGUAAUGGUCUGGCUGAAAAACAUGGGCUCUGGAGACAGACCACUGGCUGCUAAACCUACCCGUGAGGCUUUGCAGCCAUGUGAGGCAUAGCAACACCAUUUUAAGUCUCAGUUUUCUUAUCUGCAAAUGAAAUAGAAUCUGCCUCAGAAUGGCUAGUAAAUGAAAUGGUGCAUGUGAAGAGUAGUACAAUCGCCCAGGUACUGUAUAAUAGUGCCCAUUAUAUAAUGGUAAAAUCAGUAGUCUUAAGAAUAUGAGAGCCUCUGUCUGCCCCAGAAUAUUUUCACCAUAAUUUGUUAUUAUCACAUACCAUAAAGAUGUUAUUUUAAAAUUCCAUUCACCAGUUGUGCCAAGUUAGCUGUUAGGCAAUCUGUUUUUCAUACCCACAUAUUGA
Molecule: messenger RNA, 2219 nt
Organism: Condylura cristata (star-nosed mole)
Lineage: Eukaryota; Metazoa; Chordata; Mammalia; Eulipotyphla; Talpidae
Gene: TIMMDC1
Product: translocase of inner mitochondrial membrane domain containing 1
Exons: 7
Coding region: 182-1036 (284 amino acids)
Cellular component (GO): mitochondrion
Source: RefSeq, a predicted model, not a curated record